Molecule: messenger RNA, 2183 nt
Organism: Hypomesus transpacificus
Lineage: Eukaryota; Metazoa; Chordata; Actinopteri; Osmeriformes; Osmeridae
Product: mitochondrial uncoupling protein 2-like
Exons: 7
Coding region: 237-1163 (308 amino acids)
Biological process (GO): response to cold; mitochondrial transport; adaptive thermogenesis
Cellular component (GO): mitochondrial membrane
Molecular function (GO): oxidative phosphorylation uncoupler activity
Source: RefSeq, a predicted model, not a curated record
UAACUUGACAGCGCGCAAGAGGAGUCUAUAAAUUGAGGAGCCCAUGAGCGCUCCUCAGUCAGAGCGGGAAGUAUAUCUAAUGCCUGAGGAUCUAACUUUUUGCCAUCAUAAAACGGAUUACAUUUUGCGAAAAAAGAUCCAAACAGGUAACCACACUUUGUGAUCAGAGUGGGACAACUGAUUUUGCUCCAUUGAGAGACUGAACUUCCCAGUUAUCCUUCUGCUCCGAUACAGUUAUGGUGGGUAUUAAACCUACAGACCUAGCACCAACAGCUACGGUCAAAUUCUUUGGUGCCGGCAUGGCAGGAUGCAUUGCUGAUCUGGUCACAUUUCCUUUGGAUACAGCUAAAGUCAGACUACAGAUUCAAGGAGAGUCGGUAGUGCAGGGGGCCCAUGUGGUGAAAUAUCAGGGGGUGUUUGGCACCAUCACCACCAUGGUGCGCACUGAAGGGGCCAGGAGCCUCUACAACGGCCUGGUGGCCGGACUACAGAGACAGAUGAGCUUUGCCUCUGUCCGCAUCGGCCUCUAUGACUCGAUGAAGCAGUUCUACAGCCGCGGCUCUGAGAAUGCUAGUAUAGUUGCUCGGCUCAUGGCCGGCUGCACCACUGGAGCCAUGGCUGUGGCGUUCGCUCAGCCCACCGAUGUGGUCAAAGUACGGUUUCAGGCUGAGGUUCGCAUGGCCGACGGUGUGAGGAGGUACAAUGGCACCAUGGAUGCCUACCGGACCAUCGCCCGCGAUGAAGGAGUGCGUGGCCUUUGGAAAGGUUGCAUGCCUAACAUCACACGCAAUGCUCUUGUGAACUGUACGGAGCUGGUAACCUAUGACCUUAUCAAGGAACUUAUACUGAAGUAUGACCUAAUGACAGAUAACCUACCAUGUCACUUCACGGCUGCGAUCGGAGCAGGUUUCUGCACGACUAUUGUGGCGUCCCCAGUAGAUGUGGUCAAGACCCGGUUCAUGAAUUCAGCUGCAGGACAGUAUAACAGCGCCAUGAAGUGUGCGAUCACCAUGAUGACCAAGGAGGGGCCCAAAGCCUUCUAUAAAGGAUUCGUGCCUUCCUUCCUGCGACUGGGGUCCUGGAACAUUGUGAUGUUUGUGUCGUAUGAGCAGAUUAAACGGGCUAUGAUGAGAGCACAUCAAUCCUGGGAGUCACCAUUCUGAUCCAUGUCCUCAGUUUUAGCUGAUGUUUCUAUGUUUCUAUUGGACAAAGUCGUGCCGGCAUGGCUGAAUAAGUUGUCUCACAAGGUUUACAAUGCCUCCGGUACUCCUUAAUGCCUCCUUUAAAAAUCCAGCAGUGGUCUUUGCCUAGCCUGAGAUGGAACGGAUUAUGAAGUACGUAACGUGGAAAUGCAAAGGGCCUCAGGAUGGUAUUUAGCACCUGACUGCAGUUCCAGGGCCUGCACACACAGGAUGGAGAAAGGAGAAGACAUCAGGUCUGGGAACAAAUGGCUCUUUUUAGUGUCCGAAAGUGUUUCUUAUAUUCUUCCAUUUAUUUCCAAUGACUGUGUAAAAGCAAUGUUUACAGGUAUUUGUGCUGCUUCAAUUUUGUAGCUUAUCUUUUUAUGUAUCUCUUUGUUUACAUGAAAUGUUCUCAUUAAGAUGAGAGCGCUUGGUGCAUCACUGGUUGAUCAUCACAGGGCUGAAAUCUAUUUUGUAAUGCCAUACAUUGUCUUUACCCAAAACAAAUAUUGUAUAUGCCAAAAGCUGCAACUUUUCAACUCUGUUGUCAUGUUUCUGUUAAACAAAAAAGGACUAAAAACAAACGAGAAGGAGUGUGUUGCUGAUUUGUUUUAAGGCCUAAUGAUUACCGAUGUGCUGGAGAGGUGGUCAGAGAUUACUAGUUCAAUUGCAUUUUCCAUCAGAGUUAUUUGUUUCACCAGCUUCUACUAUAUCUUCUACUAAAACGACUUUUCAAAGAUGGAUCGUCCCAAAAUCUUUGGCCCAAGGGCAUCUGAACUAGUUAGGGCACAGGCACAGUACCAUCUACAGGCCAGUUGACCAUGCUCAAAAACCUUAACCUGAAAUAUUAACAUAUUUUGCUGGGAUGUACACAUAGGGAUCUCAACUGAUCCUAAUAGGUGUUUUAUCUCGUCGGAUAUCUAGCUAAGCAAACUGAUCACAUUAUUAAUCAACUUGGUGAAGACAGCCUACCGGCAUGUUCAGAGAUAAGCCAUACCACGG